CAGGACUAGUGGUAGGUGCCCCUGAAGGCAAAAUAUCAUACUAAAUUACCUAUUUUCAGAUCCAUAGUUUUUUAUUUAUUAGGUGUAUCUAUAACAAGUUAUUUUUUAGAUUGAGCUUAGCCGCUAAUCAAACGGUUAAUCUCAUGUUCGAUUAAUUCUGUGUUAGCUGGAUGACAGUUAGGUGCCCUCGAAGGCACAGAGGUAUUAUUUGCUAUAGCAGUAAUUUAUAUCUAGUGUUAAAUCCAUCCAUUUAUAUCUAAUGCUAUCACAGAGGUAUUAUUUGCUAUAGCAGUAAUCUAUAUCUAGUGUUAAAUCCAUCCAUUUAUAUCUAAUGCUAUCACAGAGGUAUUAUUUGCUAUAGCAGCAAUUUAUAUCCAGUGUUACAUCCAUUUUUUCAUAGUGUACUAUUAGAUCCUCUCAACACAGUCGGAUAAGCUGCAGCUGCUUAUUAUGAAACACUGGACUGCUUAGGCUGUUUAAGCUUCAGUUACAAUGUUGCUAAUAUAUUCGCUGUGAUUCCCAUUAGCCUGUAUGUGGAGCUGUGCUCUUUUUGUAUCUAUACAUUGUUAUCAAAAUUCUUUUGAUUAUCAAGUUUGUAUAAAUUCAUUACAAUACUAGCUACAAUCCCCUAGCACUUAGUACAGCUGCAUGAAGUGCUGAGAUUCACCAGCGUUUUCUUUCAUUUUUUUUUUUGCGAUAUAUACCUACUAAGUGGCCUGGUGAUUGUUUGCCAGUCCUGAUACAUUAAGAUUUAACUACUGGUAGAUAUAUUUUUUAUCCUUUUUUUGAUUUGCAUACUUAUUUUUGGGUAUUUAUUGUAGCACUUAUUUGUGUUUUUCACAUAUGUACACUAGCACGUUUUGGUUUUAAUACUAAGUCAAUAAAAUUCGUUUGUUAUUUUCUUUUUUUACUAUAUAUCAGUGGUAUACUUUGCUUAAUAGUAUAUCUUCUCAGCAUAUUUGUCUGAGACUGAUAUACUUAGUAUCGUACCUAUUUUGUUCUUUAUUUUACACCGAUUACAUACAGGUACACAACUUGUUCUUCUUGCUAUAUUGGUUUAUUCCCUUUGUGUUCCUGUGCCCAACAACGUCCACCUGGAUGUCACCCUUGUUGGGAAACUUGUAAAAAAAGGCCAGUGUGCCUCCAUUAAAAUAGAGUUCCUUUUUUACCUUCAACAUAGAAUCUCAUCUCAUGUGUGGGGGAAAAGGCUCUAUCUACCCUGGGAAUUGCUAUAUCACUAUACUCCCCUGGGAUUAUAAUCAUUAGCUCUUUUAAGAACUGUUCCGCUCUCUGGAGUAGGAGAGGUUCACCUACUGGAAGCUUGAUCCUGGUCUUGGGUCCAGGGUGGGUAGAGGACGGCGAGUUUCCAGCCAAGCUGUAACACUGGACGUGUAGUGCUGAUGAUGUCUGUUGGAGUGUUUGGAGUCCUCGGUGAGCACUAGGAGCAUCCGUCGGCGGAGGUACCCAACCGGGGUAUGGGAAGCUCUUUACAUCCUACAUUUGAAUGUUUUAUUUGAUUGCCCUCUGGGUAUUAAGGGACUCAUUGAGCCUACAUUGUUUAGUAAUUUACUGUUUAGUAGAUAUGCCCCAAAUGAUAGCAUGUAUGCAUUUAAUGAUGUAAUUUUCAUUGGGGUUUAAUCUAAAAUCUGAUAGCAAAACUUGCAGUUCUCGUGACUGCUACUUUUGCAUUCCCUCCCUUGCUAACCUCACCCAGACUUUCUCUCUAUGGUUUACAUGCAUUAGGAACAUCAUUCAGUCAUGUUCAGUGUAGCGGACUCCGGGUAACCUGACUGAUUACCUCCACUGUUUCUCCUCUCAGACAGACUGGAACCAUGUGUGAUUAAGCUCAUAUUCCCCCAGUAACUAGACGAGACAUAGUUCUGGGAGUCAUCUAGUUUAAUCAGGCCAAACAUGCUCAAUUUAUACACAGACCCCCAGCAAGAGGUCUCCAUACUAAAAUAUUACAAGCCAAACAAACACUCAGAUACACACACUGACAUACACACACUAUACACACACUGACAUACAGAUAUACACACCCCAACACAAACACACUGACAUACAGAUACACACUGACACAAACACUCAGAUACAUAUACACACACUGACAUACAGAUAUACACACACCAACACAAACACACUGACAUACAGAUACACACUGACACAAACACGCAGCUACACUUCUUCCUUGAUGCUCUGGUCCUGGCUGAGGCUGAUGGGAGUGAGCAUGCAGUGGCAGCUCACUCCAGCCUCUCUUCUGACUCCAUGCUGCUGUGUGGCUCUGCUGGGGGGCUCAAAUCAUAUAUAAUAUCCUGGAAACAAACACACACAAUUUGAUAUACAUGGUAUGUGUGAUUACCGGGAUAGUACACAUGAUAUGAGGGUGUCAGGGAGCCGCAUUAAGAAUAAGGGAGUCUCACAAAACUAUUGGGAGACUUGGGAUGUCUGUGGAUGAUAGUCUCGUUCUCCCGAAGAGUGCUCUCCUAACUGUUCGGGGCACGGAGCAGGUAGUGGUAGAGUUUCUCCGAUUUUCGCAAGGUCGUCUAUCGGAAAAGGAGCCAACCAAGGCAAAGCACUCAUUAAUUGUUUCUUUUGCUGUUUCCCACGUAUGUAUUAAUCGGUGUUCCGGUGUUCUAAUGAGGUACAGGGGGUCUCCCCAUUCAGGAGCCGAAACAAGUGGGUUCGGGUAUGAUAACUCCCGAAAGUAAGAAAAGUCAAAUAGUCACAAUGAACAGUACGUUCCGCCACAUUCAGUUUAAGCAAUUAAGUUAUAUCUGAUGCUAAUAUUACUGAGACAUUCUACCAUUAUUCUAGCAUUUGCCAUUGCUUUCAAUCCUAAUCUUCCAUGCCAGCUGUGUAUGCAUAAGUGUUUAUCAUCCUCCUAAGCAUUCCGCAUGUAGGUCUUUUUAAUGUAUAUCUUAUAUCUCCUGUCUCUUCCUAUAUAUUAUGUAUGGCCAUCACGGCCCCUAGCCUGUUCAGCCACUGUGGCAUUCUAGAAGUAUACUAGAGGCCUCCGUUCCAGUUUUGAUUCUGUCUUCCGACACCUUGUUUUAUUGGACUCAGUACAUAUGUAUUAUAUGACGUUUUAUAAAGGUUUACAUACAGUCUCCAUUUUGUUCACCAUUUCAUAAACUACAUGAUUAUUAGUAACUCUACCAUGUCAUCACCAACAUGUCUUAGUUACAUACUAGGAAUGGCAGAUGGAUUACUGUAGGAUCUGGUAGACAGAGUUGUGGAUAUUGCGCAGUCUGUUGCUCUCCAUAAUUUAUAUUCAGUACUUUCAGAGUGUAAUGGUGUUGUGGAGACAGGCUCAGGCACGGAGUGUAGUGGUGUUGUGGGGACAGGCUCAGGUACUGAGGGUAGUGGUGUUAUGGAGACAGGCUCAGGCACGGAGUGUAGCGGUGUUAUGGAGACAGGCUCAGGCACUGAGUGUAGUGGUGUUGUGGAGAGAGGCUCAGGCACUGAGGGUAGUGGUGUUGUGGAGACAGGCUCAGGCCUCACCACUGGUUUUUGGAGGGGACUGAUUUCCAGCCUCGUGCCAUGGGACUAUGGCCCCUGGGAAAUUGGGCACUUUAAAAACAGUCUUGGAGCUUAUGGACUUCUACUGGACUAUGUAUGGCCUUUGCUAAACUUUAACCAGCUAAUCACUUUAACAUGGUGAUUUUAUUCUGUUCGUGGGAUCUGAGCGCUGUUCGGAUAUAUUGAGCGCUCAGAUCUAAACUAUCUGGGGAUGGGUUGAAUGUGGGGGUUCUGUUCAGUAUAAUAGGAAUUUGUAUUUUUAUGUGUUUUUACUGUUGUUGUGAAUAGAGAUAUUUUCUGUAUGCUGGAGAUAAUUGGCUUACCACACCCAAACCAUGCUUGCAGUCAGUCAAAAAGGGAGUAUGCUGAUUCUGAAAAUGUAAGUUUUAUGUGAAUGUGAUGCAUACUUUUAAAGUUAUGAAUAUUGUGAAAAACUGUAUUUUCCUGCCUGUGAUAAUUACGUUAACCCGUUGUGUUCAGUAAUUAUAUCACAGACAGAGAGGAGGAUUUUGCUGUAAUGGCUGGGUGUGUCAGACAUUGUUGUAUUGUUUCAAUUGGUUUGUGUCCUUUGUGUGCCAGUGUUCCAUCAGGUCCAGGGGUGUGUGCCUCUGGCCUGAGGAAUUAUAUAAAUUGUGAGUGCUUCCUUCCAUUAAACAGUUCUACUUCACCCUCAAUUUGGAGUGCCGUCUCUUAUUGGGGGAAUCUGCUAAAAGAGAUUGCUAUGCUCUGCAUAUUCCCUUGCUAUAAUCACUCCUAAGCUCUUUUAAGAGCUUGUUCCUGCUUCGCUCUGAAGGAAGAGAGGUUCGGCCUGGUGGUGUCUGCUAGAGUGCCUGGAGCCCUCAGGAAGCGCUAGGAACAUCCUUCAACGGAGGUAACAAGUCAGGGUGCCAGGUGAUCCGUUACAGCUGCGUAUUAGGGACUUUAACUUGUGGCUUGGUGAAUGGUGUCGGGAGCAAGGAUUUGGCUUCAUUUCUCAUGGUAGCUCUGUUUGGAAUAGAAAUAAACCGUACAAAAAGAUGGUUUGCAUCUUUCUCAAAAGGGAACAAGUGUUCUCAGAGGUUUUGCUAGGAUGUAUUUAAACUAGGAGAGGGGGGAGGUAGGGCAAAAGGUGAUAAAACAUCAAUCCAAUUGCCCCUCAAAACAAGAACAGAAGGUGCCUGUAGCAAGUGUGUUAAAAAUUUAUAAGCUUAGAGUCAUGUCUACAAAUGCUCGCAGUUUAGGGAAUAAGAUCCAUGAACUUGUGGCAAUAAUGGCAACUGAUAGUGUAGAUUUAGUCGCUGUUACUGAGACAUGGUAUAAUGAGAAAAAUGACUGGGACAUAUAAAGAAAAGACAGUGAAAGCCCUGGAUGGCCCUGUAUGUGAAGGAUAGCAUAAAAUCUAGCCUAAUAAAAGUUUGGGUUACGUAGAAUUUGGUAAUCACACAGUAACUCGUGUAGGUGUGAUUUAUAGGCCCCCAGGACAAAUAGAAGAGUUAGAUAACCUACUAGUUGAGGAAAUAGCUAAAAUGACAAUGAAGGGCGAAGUUAUCAUCAUGGGUGACUUUAAUCUUCCUGAUGUGAAUUGGAAAACAAAAAUAGCUGCUUGUGCCAGGAGCACACAUAUUCUAAACUCUCUACUGGCAUUGUCUCUAAAACAAGUUGUUGAGGAGCCAACUCGUAAGAAGGCCAUACUAGAUUUAGUGUUAACAAAUGAGAUUUAUUAUCAGAUAUUACUGUAGAUGAAAGUUUAGGAACCAGUGAUCAUCAGUCAGUGUGGUUUAAUUUAUAAUUUUUUAUUUUUUUUGUAAAUUUCUUUAUUAUGUUUUUUUCAUGUUGUAAAAUGCAAUAGGUUGAUAAACAUUAUGAAACUCGCAGGUUUCUUAUACUCAUAGGAGCUUAUUAUACAUUGAGAUAUGCAAAUCUCUGCGUAAGCUUCAAUGGUAGGGAGACUCGCAGGUCUCUUAGCAAGGUGUACCUCAUGGUCACGUCAUUCAGAUGCGAGAUUGUAAGUCCCUAAUACCGGUGCCAUGGUAUUUGGCUAUAGAGGUUUACUUUUUAGUUAACAAAAUACAGAAAUGUGUUUUAAUAUGCUCCUACAUAAGCCUAGGAUUGUAUUUCUGAGUUUGCUAUCGUCUCAGUCCCAGUGUUUGUCAGUGUGGUCAAGUGUCUCGUGUCAUCAGUCUGCAAGUGGAUCAGGUUUAGGGUCCUUUCGGUCCUUGUUUCUCCAGAUUGGGCCGUAUCGUCUUUGGCCAGGGUCAGGGCAUUUGUGUAUGUUUUAUUGUGUGGUCUGGCGUUUACCUGGACGUGUGUGUGGUGGUGUGGUAGGGUCCCCAGUCCCUAUAUGCGUCUGGUCUUAUUCGGUGCUGUCUUAUUUUGCCUCUGAAGGAGGCCAGGGGUAGGGUAUGCAGGCACCAGUCGCCAUCGCCCGAGGCAGGUCCGGGUAACGGAGGGAAAGAAGAAGAGAAAGAAAGGGGGGGUAGAGGGUGGGGGGAGGGGCUCCAAGGGGGGGUUGCUUGUAUAAGUUAUAUAUUGGUCAUGUGUGUCUCAGUGUCCCCUGUGUCUCCCCCCCCUCCCCGUGCUCGUGGACGUGUUAGGUACAUGUACCAUGGCCUCCAUAAAUCUACGUGUUUGGUGCUUCUCCCUUGUAAGUCCGCGUUCUUUGCCUCCGCUGUGUGAAUUUCCAUAACUUUCUGUUGCCAUUGCGCAAUUGUGGGUGGUUGUGUGCUUUUCCACAGCGUUGGGAUUAAGGCUUUAGCCACAUUGAGUAGAUGUCUCAGAAUUGAUCUCUUAUAUUGUACCACGGAUUGGUCCGUGAAGUGGAGUAGGGCGACUUCUAUGCUAAGGUCCGGUAUGUCGCCCAGGAUCACAUUCAGUUCUUGUCGGAUUUGGUCCCAGUAUGGUUGUAUUUUAGUGCAGUCCCACCAUAUGUGUCAUACUGUUCCUGUGUGGGUCUCGCAUCUCCAGCAUGUGUCAGGGGUCCCUGGGAAUAUCCUAUGUAGCAACACAGGUGUUCGGUACCAGUGGGAUAGUAGUUUAAAAUUGGCCUCCUGGUAUUUUGAGCUGAUCGAACUCUUAUGUUGCAGUAUGAGGAUCUGUUCCCAUUGUGCGUCACUGUAUGUCCUGCCCGUGAGGUCUUCCCAUUGACCUUUAAAUGCUAUAUUCCUGACUCGGUCGCCCAGCAGUAUUCUCUGGUAUAUUAUGGAGACUCUCCCAUCCGCUUCAGGUGUGUCGACGCACAGGUUUUCGAACCAUGUUGUAUCCCUAUGUACCGCCUGUCUGUUCAGGAUAUUAUAGUAGAAAUGCCUUAGUUGUGCAUAGCGGAACCUGUGCAUGAGAGUGGGGAUUGCGGUCCCGGUCCAUUCCUGUAGGUUCUUUAGCCCUGCAUUGUGUAGCGCCUCCUUCAGAGGAGAUAUUCUUCUCCAUUAGUUUCUGGCCAUGCACCUCUCGCUAGGCCGCCUCCCAGAUCCACGUUAUGUGUCAGUGGGAUCAGCGGGCUCGGUUGUGGGGAGAUAUAGGAUUCCUUUCUCACUAUAGCUCAUGUUUGUAGUGUUUGUGUGACAGGUGAGGUCUUACUCGUAUUCGGUGAUUCUCCCCUAGCUUGGUGCCACACCAGUGAGGGUAGGGUGCCGUGCAUACUUUCCCUGUCCAGGUCUGCCCAUCUUUUGUGGUUCGGGGCUUUGUGCCAGUCCCUGAUCCUCUGUAGAACAGCAGCAUGGUAGUAUUUCCGUAUGUCGGGCAGUGCUAGUCCGCCCCAUGAUUUGGGUAGGCACCCUUUCCAGAUAUAACUGCUUAUCGCUGAUUUUAUUGUCGCGAAGAAGUCCGGUGGUAUAUGCCACGGUAUGGUGUUGAAAUAGUACAGGAGUCUUGGCAGAAUAUUCAUCUUCACUACCGCUAAUCGUCCCUGCCAGGAGAUGUACUCAUGGUUCCACGUCUUCAGGUCUCUUUGAAUUUGUUGAAGGAGCGGGGUGUAAUUCCUUGUGUAUAUUUCUGUUGGUCUGCAUGGGAUCCAUAUGCCAAGGUAUUUCAUCUGAUCUUCACAGCAUGUGAAGGGGUAGGUCUGUUUGAUCUGGUUCCAGUCCGGUGACGGGGUCGAAACUUGUAGUAUUUCGCAUUUUGUAUGAUUCAAUUUGAGCCCUGAUGCUCGGCCAUAGUUUUCAAACUCCUCCAUUAAUACUGGUAGCGUGUUCAGUGUGGUUUAAUAUAAGAACAGUGACUGAGUCACACCACACACAAAGAAAAGUUUUAGACUUUAGAAAAACAGACUUUUUAAAAAUUAGAAUAUGUGUAAAGGAGUCAUUAUCAGACUGUAGCAGUUUAAAUGGAGUCCAAGAGUUGCACUGCUGAAGGCAACAGAAAAUUGCAUUAGGCUUGUCAGUAAAAGCAAAAAAUUCAAGAAACCACUGUGGUACUCCGCAGAUGUGGCCAAAAUAGUUAAAAACAAAAAGUUAGCAUUUAGGAAUUAUAAAAAAAAACAGAGUGAGGAAGACAGAAUGAUCUAUAAGAUUAGGCAGAAAGAGCCUAAGCAGGUUAUAAGAGCUUCCAAAUCACACACAGAAGAGAAAAUAGCACAGUCAGUAAAAAAAGGGGGACAAAACAUGUUUUAGAUACAUAAAUGAGAAAAGAAAAGUAAAACAAGGAUUAGUUAGAUUAAAAACAAAAGAAGGAAGGUAUGUAGAAGAGGAUAAAGGUCUAGCUGACUGCCACAAUGAAUAUUUUUGUUCAGUAUUUACAGAUGAAAAUUAAGGAAAGGGACCUCAGUUAGAAAAAAGUACAAAUGAGUCAUUUAUUACACGUGAGUUUACAGAGGAAGAGGUUCUAUUUCAACUUUCAUUGUUAGCUCUAUGCCUAUGGAUAAUAAAGGUUUCGUAAUUUUGGGGGCUUUUAGGCUACUAGUGUAUUUAAAGUUGUACUUUUUCCAUUUGGAGGGAAUGUCUUGGAUAUUGUUUUCUUUUGAUUUCUAGUUCUA
Molecule: messenger RNA, 8464 nt
Organism: Pelobates cultripes (western spadefoot toad)
Lineage: Eukaryota; Metazoa; Chordata; Amphibia; Anura; Pelobatidae
Source: the annotation of a GenBank genome assembly